Molecule: messenger RNA, 1770 nt
Organism: Homarus americanus (American lobster)
Lineage: Eukaryota; Metazoa; Arthropoda; Malacostraca; Decapoda; Nephropidae
Product: basic salivary proline-rich protein 1-like
Exons: 4
Source: RefSeq, a predicted model, not a curated record
AUGGAUAACAAGAACACGGAACUGGAGAACGAAGAGAAAGAUAAUGAGAAUAAUGGAGCUAAAGAGAGAGAGAGAGAGAGAGAGAGAGAGAGAGAGAGAGAGAGAGAGAGAGAGAGAGAGAGAGAGAGAGAGAGAGAGAGAAGGUGACUAAAACGAGUCAAGCAAAAACACGGUCAAAGAACUGCCACCAAGAAAACAGCCACCAAGUUAACAUUUACAAAGGCUAAUGGUACGAUAGACGGCAAGCUGUCAGUAACAGUUGUCACCACAGACAGCCAGAAACCAGACCAGCAGCAGACCCAGCCAGGACGGACAGUAGCAGGACCCGCCAGCCAGACAGGACAGCCCGCCACAGCCAGACCAGCAGGACCCGCCACAGCCAGACAGGAGAGACAGCAGGACCCGCCACAGCCAGGACGGGAGAGACAGCAGGACCCGCCACAGCCAGACGGGAGAGACAGCAGGACCUGCCACAGCCAGACGGGAGAGACAGCAGGACCCGCCACAGCCAGACGGGGAGAGACAGCAGGACCCCACAGCCAGACGGAGAGCAGACACAGCCAUGACCCGCCACAGCCAGACGGGAGAGACAGCAGGACCUGCCACAGCCAGACGGGAGGAGAGCAGGACCCGCCACAGCCAGACGGGAGAGACAGCAGGACCCGCCACAGCCAGACGGGAGAGACAGCAGGACCCCCUGCCAGACGGGAGAGACAGCAGGACCCGCCACAGCCAGACGGAGACAGCAGGACCCACAGCCAGACAGGGAGAGACAGCAGGACCGCCAGCCAGACAGGACCCGCCACAGCCAGACAGGAGAGAGACAGCAAGACCCGCCACAGCCAGACGGGAGAGAGACAGCAGGACCCGCCACAGCCAGACGGGAGAGACAGCAGGACCUGCCACAGCCAGACAGGAGACAGCAGACCCGCCACAGCCAGACGAGAGACAGCAGGACCCGCCACAGCCAGACGGGAGAGACAGCAAGACCCGCCACAGCCAGACCAGCAGGACCCGCCACAGCCAGAGACAGGGAGAGCCACAGCAGGGACCCGCCACAGCCAGACGGAGGAACAGCAGGACCCGCCAGACGGGAGAGACAGCAGACCCGCCACAGCCAGACGGGAGAGACAGCAGGAACGGGAGAGACAGCAGGACCUGCCACAGCCAGACGGGGAGAGACAGCAGGACCCGCCACAGCCAGACGGGAGAGACAGCAGGACCCGCCACAGCCAGACGGGAGAGACAGCAAGACCCGCCACAGCCAGACGGGAGAGACAGCAGGACCCGCCACAGCCAGACGGGAGAGACAGCAAGACCCGCCACAGCCAGACGGGAGACAGCAGGACCUGCCACAGCCAGACGGGAGAGACAGGGCCAGAGGGAGAGACAGCAGGACCCGCCACAGCCAGACGGGAGACAGCAGGACCCGCCACAGCCAGGAGAGACAGCAGGACCCGCCACAGCCAGACGGGAGACAGCAGGACCUGCCACAGCCAGACGGGAGACAGCAGGACCCGCCACAGCCAGACGGAGAGACAGCAGGACCCGCCACAGCCAGACGGAGAGCAGCAGGACCCACAGCCAGACGGGAGAGAGCAGGACCCGCCACAGCCAGACGGAGAGACAGCAGACCUGCCACAGCCAGACGGGGAGAGACAGCAGGACCGCCACAGCCAGACGGGAGAGACAGCAGGACCCGCCACAGCCAGACGGGAGGAGAGACAGCAGGACAGCAGGACCCGCCACAGCCAGACGGGAGAGACGUAG